AUGGACUUUAUUCCUGCCUCCCUUUCCCGCCUGCCUCCUCUCACGGACCUUAUCCUCCUCAACCUUCACCUCCAGCAUAUGCCUGUCGACAUCGCUCUCCUCCCACGCCUACGCACUCUCAGGCUAGACGUUGGAAUUGCCGUGCACCUGCGUCCCUCUGAAUACCUCGCCACCACACUCAAGGUCCUCACGCUUCAAAGGGCUGGAACUUUGCAAUCUUUGCCCGAGGAAUUCGGGCAGCUGACUGCCCUGGAAACUCUGCACUUGGUUAAGCUUCAGCAGCUGAACAGCCUGCCAGCAUCGCUUGGCAACCUGACGAGCCUCAAGGAGCUGAAAAUAGACUCAUGCAGCCUGCUGGCACAGCUUCCAGACUCCCUCACUCUGCUAACUUCCCUCGAACUGCUGGAAAUCAGUCACUGUCGCAAGCUGACGGCGCUACCGCAGGGCAUGGGGGAUGGUCUGCAUAGCCUGCGUGGACUGAUUCUGCUCGCAUGCACUGCUCUCACCCACCUCCCUCCAUCCUUCUCCAAACUCUCUGCCCUCGAAACCCUGAACUUGUGUCAUGCACACAGCUUACGAGGCGCGCUACCAGGGGGGUUCUCCCACUGGACAAGCCUCAAGGACCUCUCUCUCUCCUCCCUGCCACACCUGCCCGCCCUGCUCGCCUCCCUCCCUGCCAUCGCUUGCGCUCUCACCAGCCUCGUGGUCGUCAGAUGCCCGCUAUUUGAGGCGCUGCCAGAGGAAAUCGGACGGCUGGGAUCGCUCGAAACACUCCAGCUGGUCGAUCUGCCCAAUCUGAAGUCGCUCCCUCGGUCGCUGUGGCAGCUGGAGCGGCUGAAGUCUCUGGAAUUGAGUUGCUGCAGCGCGCUGGAGUUGCUGUUUGGGGAUGCACACAUGGGCGAUGCACACACGGGAGCUGCCGGGCAAGAGCUUGGGGGGAGAAUCACUUGCCGUGAGUUACCCGGUCACACUGGUAGCAGCAGUGGCACUGGCAGCUGUGGGGGAUCUGAGGAGAGUGACAAGAGACUGUUGCUUCCCUCCCUUGGCCACCUCAAGAUUGAGAAGCUUCCCCUGCAGCAGCUCAGUCCAUCGCUGGGCUCCUUCCUGUCGCUAACCAAGCUGGAAAUCCUGCAACUGGAUCGCCUCUGCUCGCUGCCAGAUUCCAUCUCUCAUAUCACUCGCUUGCAGUUACUGGCGAUCAGCGUUGCCGAAAGCCUGCUAGCUCUGCCAGAGUCGAUAGGGCAGCUCUCAGCUCUCACAUCCCUCCAGCUUAACUGUCUCCUGAGCUUGACUGCUCUGCCCGAAUCAUUCGGGCAGCUGAAGAAGCUUCGGUCUUUGGAGAUUCACAACAGCCCGGGCCUAACCAGGCUUCCCGGGUCCUUCCCUGAUCUCUGCAGGCUGGAGUCGUGCUCUUUGUCCGAUGUCGGGAUUUCGUGCCUUCCAGAUGACUUCUGGAAGCUCUCUGCUUUGAACAAACUAACUCUACAGUCGCUGCCCGAACUCUGCAGCCUGCCCGAAACUUUUUCGCAGCUGCCCGGACUGGAGGAAUUGAGCCUGUUCCGGUGCAAGCUGCUGGCGGGGUUGCCCUCGGGCCUGCAGCAUAUGGGGAAGCUGCUGGCAUGCGUUGUCAGUGGCUGCCCGCUGCUGUCGGAAGGGAGGGUAGUGAUUAAGGGUAGAGCGAACCUGGAUGAGGGAGAGCGUGCAGUGGGUGGCUCAGAUGACGAAGAUGAGGAGGAGGAAGAGGAUGAGGAGGAGGAAGAGGAGGAGGAGCAGGAAGAGGAUGAGGAGGAGGAGGAGGAGGAGGAGGAGGAUAAGGAAGAGGAUGAGGAGGAGGAAGAGGAUGAGGGGGAGGAGGAGGAAGAGGAUGAGGAUGAGGAGGAAGUGGGGACAGCGGAGGAGGACAAGGGGAGUGAACUCGAAGCUGCUCUCUUUGUGCUUAUCCUGCCAAUGGCCUUGCUCUCCUUGCCUUUUCCGACGCCCCCCCCCCCGUUUGCCUCUCUGCCCGCCUGCCUAUCCUUCGCAGCGCUGCUCCGUGGUGCUGUGCUGUCGAGUGGCGCCCAUGCAGAAGGCUGCUGUGGUAGCACUUCUGAGGCAGCUGUCAGGGGAAUUAACCCUCGCAAUAGGCGACGAAGCCAAUGA
This is a messenger RNA of Closterium sp. NIES-65, 2139 nucleotides long. The record is from the annotation of a GenBank genome assembly. NCBI's taxonomy places the organism in Eukaryota, Viridiplantae, Streptophyta, Zygnematophyceae, Desmidiales, Closteriaceae.